Molecule: messenger RNA, 855 nt
Organism: Poecilia latipinna (sailfin molly)
Lineage: Eukaryota; Metazoa; Chordata; Actinopteri; Cyprinodontiformes; Poeciliidae
Product: voltage-dependent T-type calcium channel subunit alpha-1I-like
Exons: 5
Coding region: 133-816 (227 amino acids)
Biological process (GO): calcium ion import across plasma membrane
Cellular component (GO): voltage-gated calcium channel complex; membrane
Molecular function (GO): high voltage-gated calcium channel activity
Source: RefSeq, a predicted model, not a curated record
CACAAGUGGAUAUUGCUUCUCCAUGGUGUUCAACGACCAGGUGCAUCAGAGAAGGCAAUAUCUGGGCUGUUUUGUGCAGUAAAUGCUGGACACACCUUUUUGAAUGUCCGUCAAGAUUUCAGCGGGGGUACCAUGACGAGUGAGGAGUGUCCUGUGCCGCUGAGGAGUAUCUCCUCAGCACGGCCGGGGCAGAGCGAGGAAUACGGCUCAGUGCACAUAGAUGACAUCAUUGAGGAAGUAGGUCCGGGCGACGACGACGACGUCAGCAUCGGGAGCGACUUAAGCACGUUUGUGUUGCCCUUCCCCGAGUUGGCGCCCGUGGUCUUCUUCUGCCUCAAGCAGACGACCUGUCCUCGCAACUGGUGCAUUCGCAUGGUCUCCAGCCCGUGGUUCGAGAGGAUUAGCAUCAUGGUGAUCCUGCUCAACUGCGUGACGCUUGGCAUGUACCAGCCCUGCGAGAACAUCGACUGCACCUCGGACCGCUGUCAGAUACUCCAGGCCUUCGAUGCAUUUAUCUACAUCUUCUUUGCAUUGGAGAUGGUGGUAAAGAUGGUGGCUCUGGGGAUCUUUGGCCGUCGCUGUUACUUGGGAGACACCUGGAACAGGCUGGAUUUUUUCAUCGUCAUGGCUGGGAUGGUGGAGUACUCCCUGGACCUGCAAAACAUCAACUUGUCGGCCAUUCGCACGGUUCGGGUUCUUCGGCCCCUGAAAGCCAUCAACAGAGUCCCAAGUGAGAAAAGCUUAAGUAUUUUAUUUUUUUUCUUUUUAACUGGAGAUUGCAUGCAUUGUGAGUGUGUCUUUGUAUUUAUGAUUUGAAGUUGACCUGUGCUUCAAUCUACAGCUUGAGCUUUUUUU